GUUCUAUGGUCAUCUGGCAAGUGACAGUUGGGAAGCGGGAUCCUUAGACAGUUAGGUUAGAAUAUAUAGAAGAUAAAAGUAAAACGUGUUCUCAAACUAAUCGUGUUUUAUUUACAAUAAUAAUAUCAAAGCUAACCUGAAACAUGGUGUCAGGUGUGAAUUAAUAAGAAGAGUGAGUUUAAUAAAUAUAAAAUACAGAACUUUAGUUGAGAAUAAGAUUUUAAUAUGGAUUCAAGCGGAUUUAAACCGCCAUCAAAUCUUGUAUUUGAUCAAAACCUUCAUAAAAAUUAUAAGAAGUUUAAACAAUAUUUCGAAAUUUACUUAAAAGCAACCGAUUUAAGUGGAAAGUCAGAUGAACGCAUAAUCGCUUUGUUUUUAAACUCCGCUGGUGAGGAGACUAUAGAAGUAUUCAGCACAUUAAGUCUAUCUUAAGAAGAUCAAAAAGGAAAUUACAAAGAAGUCAUAGCAGCUUUUGAUAAUUAUUGUAAACCACGCAAUAAUGAAACGUUUGAUCGUUUCAAAUUUUUCUCAAGAAAUCAGGCAGAGGGAGAAAGCAUGGAUCAUUUUAUAAAAGACUUGAAAUUAUUAGCUAAACCGUGCAAUUUUGGAACUCAAGAAGAUAGUCUUAUAAGAGAUAGAAUAAUUUUAGGGGUCCAAGAUCAUAAUUUGCAAGAAAAACUAUUGGGAAUAAAUAAUUUAAAUCUGGAAACUGCAGAAAGCACUUGUAGAAUAACAGAAGCUACUAAGCUUCAAGUAAAAGAUUUAAACAAGGAAGAAGUGAAUUUAAUUCGAAGAAGAGGAUACAGUCAAGGUAACCCUAGUUCUAGCGACAGUGGCAAUAAUAACGGAAGAGAGUUCAGUUGCUUGAAAUGUGGCAGAAGACACACCAAAGGCAAGUGUUUUGCUUUCGGAAAAAACUGCGCUAAGUGUGGACUGAAAGGACAUUUUGCUGUAGGAUGCAAAACAGGAUACAAUAAAAAAGAUAACUUUAGUAACAGUAAGAUAAAUAAGAACAAAGGUAAAUAUUUUAACAGUCACAAUAGAAAUAUAAAUAGUAAUCAACAUGUAAAUGUUGUUGAUGAAAAUGAUUCGAGUGAUAAAGAUUUUGUUAUUAACAAUCUAACUGUAUUCAACAUUUAUGAGAAUGAUAAUUCAGAACUUGAGAAAAUUUGGACAGAAAAUGUAUGUAUUGAUAAUAGUGUAAUUAAGUUUAAGGUUGAUUCUGGAGCUCAAUGUAAUGUACUUCCAAUAAGUUAUAUAAAAAAAUUAGAAAGGGAGAAUGACAUAAUACAUUCAGAGCAAAGUAUUAUAGCCUAUGGCGACAAUAAAAUCAGAGUUGUAGGAAAUAUACGAGGCAAACCUAUUCUUGGGUUAAAAACCUGUGUAAAAUUAAAUAUAAUAUGCAAGCUGGAUGAAGUUAACUUAAAUAAUAAAAGAGAUCCUAAAGAAAAUUUCAUUAAUCAGAAUAAAAAGUUGUUUGAAGGUACUGGUAAAGUUCCGUUUAAAUAUAGGAUUUUAUUAAAAGAGGGUUACAAACCAGUUGUAAGUAAUUGCAGAAGAGUCGCUGAAAAAAUUAAAGGAAAGCUAAAAAAUACUUUGGAUGAGUUAGUAGACAAAGAUAUAAUUGAGAAGGUCGAUGAACCUUCAGAAUGGGUAAGUAAUAUAGUUUGUGUUGAAAAACCUAAUUCAGACAAGUUAAGAAUCUGUUUAGACCCUAUACAUUUAAAUAAGUAUAUUUGUAUAGAUAGGCAUCCUAUACCAACAACAGAAGAAAUAGGCUUAAAAUUAAGAGGGAAAAGUAUCUACAGUGUGAUAGAUAUGUCAGAUGCCUUCUAUCACAUAGGAUUGGUCAAAGAUAGCCAAAAAUUAUGCACAUUUAUAACACCAUUCGGUAAAUAUCGUUUUAAGAGGUUAUGUUUUGGUCUAUCAUGUAGUCCAGAAGUUUUCCAACGAGUAAAUGAAAGAAUUUUCGGAGAUUUAAAUAUCCCAAUAUAUUUUGAUGACUUAAUAAUUGCUGGUAAAGACGAAAGAGAACAUGAUUUGAUAAUGAAUAAAGUACUAGAGAGAGCUAAACAGUUUAAUGUAAGAUUUAAUGCUAACAAGUUACAAUACAAAGUAAAGGAAGUAAAAUACUUGGGGCAGGUUUAUUCCAAAGAUGGGAUAAAACCAGAUAAUUCAUAUGUAGAGGCAAUAAUGGCUUUAGAAGCACCAAAAAAAAAAAGAAUUGCUGAGAAUUCUGGGCAUGGUAAAUUACUUGACGAAAUUUAUACCAAAGAUGUCAGAAAUAGUAGCAUCUCUAAGAGGUUUAAUAAAAAAUAACGUAAAUUUCUUGUGGACUGCUGAUCAUGAUAAUACAUUUAGCAAUCUGAAAAAAGUUAUAGGUAAUUUACCAACCCUUAAAAUAUUUAACCCAAACUUACCUAUUACAAUACAAAGUGAUAGUUCCCAGUAUGGAGUGGGAGGGUGCCUUAUGCAAGGAGGUCAACCCAUAGCAUUUUGCUCAAGAAAAGGAGUAUUUAUCAAUUUGUUUUAGUCUAAUUAAGUUUCAUCCGUUUGUUUACGGUAAUAAGAUAACAGUACAAACCGAUCACAAGCCAAUAAUUGGCAUUCAGCAAAAAGAUAUUAAUAAAAUUACGUCCAGACUACAGAUAAUGCGCUUGAAAAUCUUAAAAUAUAAUUUCGAAGUUGAGUACAUACCAGGUUCAAAGAUGUAUGUAGCUGAUCUUUUAAGUAGGUCAUUCAUAAAAGACAAAGUAAAUGAAGAUUGUGAAAUGGAAGAGGUUGUGCAUACGAUUGACAUUGAAAGGCCCAUUACAAAUAGACGAUUAGCUGAGGUAAGCAAGGAAACUUUGUAUGAUAGUACUCUUAAAAAAGUUACUGAAUAUUGCAUUAAAGGUUGGCCAGAUAAAAAAGUAUUAGAUAACACUGAACUAAAGCAGUAUUAUAAAAUAAAAGACGAUCUACUGGUUCGCUAUGGAAUUUUAUUUUUCAAAAAGCGAAUUUGCAUACCCAAAAAACUACAAAAUCAUAUGACUAGAGAGCUACAUAAAUCUCAUUUUGGUAUGGGAAAAACAAAGAAGUGGGCAAGGAAAAUAUUAUACUGGCCGGAUAUAAUAACUGAUAUUGAAAAUUUUAUUUCAAGGUGUCGCAUAUGUGAGAAAUUCAGCAGAAAUAAAAAUAAAAGAACCGCUAAUACCGCACGAGGUACCUAAAUAUCCAUUUGAGAUAGUGGGGUCUGAUAUAUUAGAAUAUGCAUCAAAAUAUUUAGUUGUAGUUGAUUACUACAGCAAUUGGAUUGAAUUGAAAGAAAUACAAAGAAAAAGUAUAGAUGAAAUCUUAAAACAAUUAAAAGUAAUAUUUUCUAAUUUUGGGUUACCUGCAAAGUUUAUUUAUAUCUGAUAACAAUCCCUACAACAGCUUUAAAUUUAAAGAAUUUUGUAAUCAAUACAAUAUACAAUGUGUUUUUACGAGUCCCAGGUACCCAAGAUCGAAUGGGUUGGCUGAAAAAGCCGUACACAUAUGUAAACAGUUAUUAAAAAAGUGUAACAAUGAAGACGAAAUAUUUGUUCAUUUGUUGAAUUACAGAGUUUACUAUGUGGUCUUGAGGCCUCACCUUCAGAGUUAUUACAAAGUAGGUUACUAAGAACAGGUUUGCCUAUAUCCAACAGAUUAUAGGAACCCAAAACCACUAACGAGUAUGGGAAAAAAGUAGAAAGAAAGUUGGCAGUAAAAAGCUAUCAUGAUAAAUCUGCACGUAGCAGCUCAGAUUUUAACGAAAAUCAAGAUAUACUAUUUAAAUUGAAGAAGGAUGGGUAUUGGACACCGGGAAAAGUCUUAUCAAAUACUAAUUCUCCACGAUCAUACUUGGUGAGUGAUGAAAAUGGCAGAGUUUAUAAAAGAAAUUCUUCCUUUCUAAAAAAUACAAAAAAUCCAACGGUUAUAAAUGCGUCAAACAACAACGAAAAUAUAAACAUAAACUGUAAACCUAGUAGUGCUGAUGAAUCAAGUGAGAACACUUGUUUGUCUAAUAGCACUGAUGUAUAUAAUGAAAACUAUUGUGGAACUAAUAAUAAUAAAACGGCAAAUGAAUGUACAAGUGUCAAGGAAGCAAAUAGCAAAUGCACAAGAUCAGGUCGGGUCGUCAAUGUACCAAAUAGGUUAAGAGACUAUUAUACAUAGCGGAAAAAAUAUUAUUAUUAGUUUCAUGUCUAGUUUAUAGUAUUAGUUAGUUAGUAUUUCAAUUAUUUCAAUAUAAGUCCAAAAAGGGGAGAUGUUACGUAUAUGACACUUCACAGUGCCAUGUACUAGCUUGAAUGUUCUAUGGUCAUCUGGCAAGUGACAGUUGGGAAGCGGGAUCCUUAGACAGUUAGGUUAGAAUAUAUAGAAGAUAAAAGUAAAACGUGUUCUCAAA
This is a messenger RNA of Diorhabda carinulata, 4411 nucleotides long. RefSeq lists its product as uncharacterized. Lineage: Eukaryota; Metazoa; Arthropoda; Insecta; Coleoptera; Chrysomelidae. The transcript has 2 exons. The coding region runs from base 556 to 2319 and encodes 587 amino acids. The record is from RefSeq and is a predicted model, not a curated record.